AUAGCCUUAUCGUGUGAAUGAAAAUAACCCAAGUCCCUCACUAAUCCCUGCCUAUCCUUUUUAUCUCAGGAUUCAGACCAGUCGGAGCAGUAUGGAGCUGUGAGCCUGUACACCACCACGAUGCAUCCCAUGCCCCGUUAAACGCGAGCUGUAGCGCCUUUUUUUUAAUAGUAGUUUAGCUGCAUAGCGUUUAGUAGCUUGCAGUAGAAAAAAUGAGUCGACAUUUUACUGCUGCUUUUUGUCUGGCUUUAGUUUUUCUUCCUUUGCUGAGCAGUUCAUGUCCUGCACAAUGCAGCUGCUUCUUCCACAAAUUAAGCGACGGAUCAAAAGCAAGGAGUGUACUUUGCAAUGAUCCAGAGAUCACUGUGGUUCCUCCAAAUUUUCCCAUUGACACAUCGAAGCUGCGCAUUGAAAAGACUGCAAUCACACAGAUUUCAAGCGAUAACUUCCACUACCUCAACAACCUGGAGUUUCUGUGGAUGUCUUUCAAUUCACUGAAUUCACUGAAUGUUGACAGUUUCCGGGGUCUUUACAACCUGGACGAGCUCCGGCUGGACGGCAACUCCCUCACCUCCUUCCCCUGGGAGUCUCUGACUGAUAUGCCAAACUUGAGGCUCCUCGACUUACACAACAACAAGAUCUCCACCAUCCCUGCCGAUGCCACUGUGUACAUAAAGAAUCUCACAUAUCUGGACUUAUCCAGCAACACUUUGACAACCGUUCCUGCUGAAGUUCUCACAAUGUGGCUGAGUGUGAAGCCAUCCCAGGACACAGAUUCUUCCAAACUAAUUCUCGGUCUCCAUGACAACCCGUGGAUUUGCGACUGCCGGCUGUACGAUCUGGUCCAGUUUCAGAAAUCUCCAUCAUCAUCCGUUGCUCUCAUCGACACCAGGCUGAGAUGCGCUGAUCCAGAAAGCUUGUCAGGGGUUCUUUUCACUGAGGCGGAGUUGCAGAGGUGCCAGGGCCCUCGUGUGCACACGGCCGUAGCUCGUGUACGAAGCUCACUGGGCAACAACGUCCUGCUGCGCUGUGGCACUGUUGGAGUCCCCAUCCCCGAGCUGUCCUGGAGCCGCGCUGAUGGCAAGAAAAUGAACGGCACCAUUCAGGAAGAGAUUUCAAAGGAGGGCAUCAUUUGGUCGAUUCUGAGCGUACCUGCAGUCGCCUACCGAGAUUCUGGGAAGUAUGUGUGCAAAGCAAGCAACUUUGUGGGCACCGCAGACGCCAUUAUCUCUUUGGUGAUCACAGAUUCCAUUCAGUCAGAGGAAGCGAGUGCUGGUGUCUCUAAGAGAACCAGAGGGAAGAAACCUGGUGGUAUUGGAAGGGCGGCAUACCAGGAGAAACUUAUUGCCAGAUAUGUUCCUCCACCAACCGCCAUGGCUGCCCAGCCCAUCAUCGAACCUCUCAAUGGCAAAGGCGUGACUGGAAAGUAUGAGAUUGAGAGCUACAGCAUCUCUGCCGGUGCUUCCGAUGGACGAGGCAAGGCGUCAGACCCUAAGAAACCGGUGGAGGUGGAUGCUCUGAGCAAUUUAGCAGCCAAUGCCUCAUCCUUACAGCAGGCUCCGGAGAAAAGGGUUGUGCGUUCCGUGAAGGUGAUUGGUGAUACCGACCAUACUGUCUCUUUGAACUGGAGAGCCCCUACAGCCACAAACACCACAGAAUUCAGUGUCCUCUAUGCUGUUUUUGGUGAGAGAGACAUGCGCCGGGUCAACGUAGGUGCCGGAAAGAACCGCAUCACCAUCGACAGCCUUGUGCCAAAGACGAAGUAUAUUGCUUGUGUUUGCGUCAAAGGUCUGAUCCCAAAAAAGGAGCAGUGUGUAAUCUUCUCAACAGAUGAAGCGGCCAGUGCUAGUGGCACUCAGAAGCUCAUUAAUGUGGUGGUGAUAACAGUGGCCUGCGUGAUCGCUGUCCCCCUUACUCUGAUUGUGUGCUGCGGUGCGUUAAAGAAGCGCUGCAAAAAGCUGCUGGGGCGGCAGUCCAAGGAAGUACAGGACUCGUACGUCACGUUUGAGACCCUGGGCCCCGGGACCAAAGCUAAAGGGAUGGAGGGCGAGUAUCUGACUAGGAUGAAUCCUGACGAAUCCAACAGGUUGCUCUCAGCGAGGUCCAGUGUUGACUCGGGGGCCACAGCCAGGACUGAGGGGCCACCUAACGAGUACUUCUGCUAAAACCAAACGAAUGCCUCAACCUUCAGAUGAUGCACUUUGUUUUCUAACGGCCUCUGAUGUGAAUAGAUAACUGCUGUGCUCAGAGACUCAACGGACUAAGGACAGAGGACACUGAUAGAUCUGUCAGCAUUUGAUAUAUGAAGUUGUUUUACAGCCUUGUGGAAAUAAAAACAACCAUUCAUUUGGCGGACGGCAAAAAAGGGAAAAUAUACACAGUGACACAGUUUCAAUAUUUACAUGGUGUACAUUACAUGUGUAAAAACAACUUUUUUUAUUUGUCAUGCACUUUUAAAGGUUAUGUUUUGCAGAGGAAACUACUGCCCUACACUGUCUAAAACCCAAUCAUUUGAAGUUAUUCCGAGAUGUAACCUCUACAUUGUGUUAAAAUCAGUUUUUAAAACAUAAAGUAUUUAGAGAAAUGAUGAACCAACAGAUAUUAGUUUAUUUUGUAUGUCAGUAUGAUGUUAAUGUGCCAGCUUUACUGUUGGUUCAAAAAACCUAAUAUACUGUACAUUUUAUAAUGUGUAAAUAUUUGUGACCUGAAAUAUAUGUGUUUGUUUGAAUGUACUGUAUAAAAAUAAAUAUUUUUCAUAUUGAUA
Messenger RNA from Cottoperca gobio, 2764 nucleotides. It is a transcript of the gene lrit1b, whose product is annotated as leucine-rich repeat, immunoglobulin-like and transmembrane domains 1b. Bases 213 to 2165 code for a protein of 650 amino acids. The record is from RefSeq and is a predicted model, not a curated record. Lineage: Eukaryota; Metazoa; Chordata; Actinopteri; Perciformes; Bovichtidae. Gene Ontology annotation, cellular component: endoplasmic reticulum membrane. Gene Ontology annotation, molecular function: protein binding. The transcript has 4 exons.